Funneliformis caledonium is the source of this 504-nucleotide messenger RNA. The record is from the annotation of a GenBank genome assembly. Lineage: Eukaryota; Fungi; Glomeromycota; Glomeromycetes; Glomerales; Glomeraceae.
AUGUCAAUUCUUCACCUUCAAAUCGGUCAACAGCAGAAAAAUAUUCCAAAUAUAUCUCAGGAAAAUCCCGGACAUAAUAAUUCCAUCAAUAAUUCUGAGCUUACAAAAAGUCAUUCAGAAACCGUGACAAAAUGUCAUGAUCAGAAUAGUGUUCUUGAUGACCCUAAUGAUGAUAUACUUGAAUCGGAAAAUCAAAUAGUAGAGGGUUUGGUGCAGGAGCUGACCUCUGAAUUCAGCUUUGCAUCUGGCAAUGAAUCUUUGAAUGAAGGCGAGCUUAAAAACCAAUACGAUAAUCCACGAGAAAAAGCAUAUUACGCCUUAAUGAGAGAACUCUUUAGUAUGAAGGCAUUUCGUAAUGCAUCCAUUCAAGAUGAACAAGCAGAAUAUUAUAAAAAUAAAAUUGAUAAUCGCAUAGCCGACUUCAUCAUUCAAAUGGGGAAAGAUUUGCUUAAUGAUGCCGAAAAUAAAGGUCCUAAAACUCGUGAACAAAUAAUCAUUUUCUAA